AUGGUGGAUUUUGAGCAGACGGGCUGGGGAAGCUGGAUCGUCUACCCCAAGAAGUACAACGCCUACCGCUGUGAAGGGCUGUGCCCCUCACCCGUGGACGAGACCUUCAAGCCCACCAACCACGCCUACAUACAGAGUUUGCUGCAGCUCUACAAGCCCAACCAGGUGCCGUGUCCCGCCUGCUCCCCAGUCAAGAUGAGCCCCCUCUCCAUGCUCUACUACGAGAAGGGUGAAAUCGUUGUCCGCCACCACGAGGACAUGAUCAUCGAGGAGUGUGGCUGCAACUGAGACCGCCCUGCUCCCUGCCAGGAAGGUGCACAUCUGUGCCCAGAAGUGCCCCAGGGACCAGCCACCCAAGGCAGGAGCGCUGCACGGAGCAGGGUGUCUCUGGAGCCCGCGCUCCUGGGGGUGGCACAGCCCUGGCCGGAGCUGGGGAGGAUCGGCUGCCCGGCAGUUCUGCAGGAACUGUGCCUGGCUGGAUCCGGGCUCCACGUGGAAAAGGCCACCAGGCACCUCCCUGUGAGAGGAGCAGCUCUGGAGCUGUGGGUGCCUCGUGCUGUGUUUACCGAGGAGCUGGGUGGGACAGAGGCAGAGCUGAGGGGCAGGACUGGGGCACAGCAGCGUUGCUCCCUGCCAUGACACGGCUCAGGCAAUGCUGCUUCUCCCAGACACGGGAAUCACCAGGAGCCACAGAUCCUCAGGACCCUGCAGCUCCAGUGUCUGGCCAUGCUGAGCAUCCACGCCACUGGGAUUUUCCAUCUCCCCUAGGGUUUAGGCAUUUCUCCUAAGAAUUCUAUUAUAUGUCUAUUAAAGCUAUCAGAUUUCUAUUGCAACUCAGACAAGUUAAUGUAUUACCCAGCGUCCAGAGCCCCAGCUGGCAGAUCCAGGUGGGCAGCUGGUAUAAACAAGUAACCACAGCUCUACUCAAGCCUUUUCCCCUCGCUGGAUGGGGUGGUACGAAAAGGUCACAGCUGUACAAUUCAUCAAUAAAUUAUAUAUAUUAAAAGU
This is a messenger RNA of Cyanistes caeruleus (blue tit), 1008 nucleotides long. The record is from RefSeq and is a predicted model, not a curated record. NCBI's taxonomy places the organism in Eukaryota, Metazoa, Chordata, Aves, Passeriformes, Paridae.